Messenger RNA from Trichomonas vaginalis G3, 969 nucleotides. Its product is annotated as protein of unknown function, DUF4106 family. The record is from RefSeq and is a predicted model, not a curated record. Lineage: Eukaryota; Parabasalia; Trichomonadida; Trichomonadidae. The transcript has a single exon. The annotation marks the transcript as partial.
AUGACGAAAAUAACAGAUGCAGCAACGAGACAGGCAGUUCAAAGUGCCUAUGACGCCGUUAGAGCAACUGUUGUGGAAAGUCAAGAAAAAGAGUUACAACAGACCAAAACAGACCUAGUAAAUGCUUUCUUAAGAACGAAAAGUCAGGUAGGACAUUAUGCUGCAGAUGGAACAUAUGUGCCAGCUGGUGGAACUUAUAUACCACCAAACCCUCCAAGAGAAGCACCUGCACCAGGACUACCUAAAACAUUUACAUCGUCACAUGGACACAGACACAGGCAUGCACCAAAACCAGCACAACAACCACCUCCACAACCAGCACAACAACCAACACAACAACCAGCACAGCAACCAACAGUUCAAAACCCUGCACAACAACAACCACAAACAGAGCAAGGACAUAAAAGAAGUAGAGAACAAGGAAACCAAGAAUUCUUAAAAAUGCUUAAAGAAGAGUGUGGUUUCCCAGAUACUGUUGACUUUAGUGACAGAUAUAAAGAAGCUAUUGGAAAGUUCAAGGAUGGAAAUACUGACCCGAACCUAUUUAGCUUUAUGGCUCAGCACCAAAACGGAUAUAAUCUCAAACCUGGAAAAUACAAGCUCGCUAAGGGAUAUGAUUUAAUAGCAUAUCAUCCAAAUGACAUGGAUGAAUUUACUCCGAGAUAUUUGAUGUCAGAGCUAAAUGACAAUUCAACUUUCGUCAUGAAACGCGUAAAAAAUAGAGACGGAACGAAAGAACAAAAGCUUAUGAAUGCGGAUGACGUAGAUAGGGAAAUUGUUGAAAACGGUCUCGGAAUAUAUGAAAUGCCAGCAGAUGAGGUACAAGAAACUCCACAGGAAGAAGUUCAGAUACAACCAGACAUGGAAGAAAUAGUUCAGCAACAACAGCUAGAAGAGCCUGAAGGAAACGAACAAGUCCUUCCUUUGGAAACUAACUUCACAGAACUAGAUGAAGAUUUGGAACAGCCG